GGUCAAAUUUGUCAGUAGUAGGCACAUUGAAAAAGCGUAGAAUUUUUGUAUUUAAUUAGUUUUAUUAUUCAUUUUGCAUUAUUUAAAUUAACCGAUUUGCUGCAUUGUUAGUGCUGCUUCUAUAAUGGAGCUACAUAUUUGAAGGAGCUGCUAUAUUCUAUGGAAUACACUUGCAUACAAAAGAGGCCAACCAAAAGUUGACAGAAUUAGCUGUUGAGAAGUAUGUAUAGAAAUGAAGAGAGACGGUAGCAACCGUAACGGCUCGGAGCGGGGCUCGGACAGGCCGGGGGACAAGGACAGUGACCCCCUGAUUGUCUCGUCCACUAUAUCUGAGGAGCCCAAGCCAUUGUGUGGACUGUGCCCGAUGUUCCCGUCGUGCAUGUCUCUGCUGUCGCGGCGCGCGGAGCAGCAGGCCCCGCGGCCCGGGCAGACCGCCGUCGUCCUCAAUGUGUACGACAUGUAUUGGACCAACUGGUACACGGCCGGAGCUGGGGUGGGCGUAUUCCACAGUGGUGUCCAAGUGCACGGUUCAGAAUGGGCGUACGGCGGGCACCCUUACGCCUUUACCGGCGUGUUCGAGAUCACGCCGCGCGACGAGAGGGAGCUCGGCGAACAGUUCCGGUUCCGGCAAAGUGUGCACAUAGGAUAUACAAGUUUCAGCGAAGAAGAGGUCAGAAGACUUGUGACGGAGCUAGGGAAACAAUUUCGAGGUGACAGAUACCACCUCAUGAACAAUAAUUGUAAUCAUUUCACAUCGGCGUUCUGUUUGGCGCUAUGCGACAAGCCGAUCCCGGCGUGGGUGAACAGGCUGGCGUAUGUGAGCUCGUGCGUCCCUUUCCUGCAGCGGUGCCUGCCCAAAGAGUGGCUGACUCCGGCCGCUCUGCAGCAUUCGCUGGCCGCGCAUUCGCGUUCCUCAUCACCCAACACGCCGCAAUAGCACAUGGCGUGGUGCGCGGCGAACGCGGAUCGGGGCUAGCACACCCCAUCGCGUUGUCAGAGGCAUCGUACGUUACUGUUGACUCAUCCCCAUGUUGUUAGUACUAGAUUUAUACGAGUAUACUGUAGCCCAAUCACCGCUAGUAAACGUGAAAUAAAAUAAAAUAAACUGCGUCAAAUGAGU
This is a messenger RNA of Cydia amplana, 1120 nucleotides long. RefSeq names its product deubiquitinase DESI2. Gene Ontology annotation, biological process: protein deubiquitination. The coding region runs from base 233 to 937 and encodes 234 amino acids. NCBI's taxonomy places the organism in Eukaryota, Metazoa, Arthropoda, Insecta, Lepidoptera, Tortricidae. The transcript is spliced from 9 exons. Gene Ontology annotation, molecular function: deubiquitinase activity. The record is from RefSeq and is a predicted model, not a curated record.